Molecule: messenger RNA, 855 nt
Organism: Lodderomyces margitis
Lineage: Eukaryota; Fungi; Ascomycota; Pichiomycetes; Serinales; Debaryomycetaceae
Product: CFEM domain-containing protein
Exons: 1
Coding region: 1-855 (284 amino acids)
Source: RefSeq, a predicted model, not a curated record
AUGGACGCUCUUACUACAAUCAUUGACACUGAAGCUGAAAACCCAUAUGCUACUUUCCCAAGUGUCGCAAGAACUGCUUCAAUCAAUGGUUUCGCUGACAGAAUCUACGAUCAAUUGCCAGAAUGUGCUAAAGCUUGUAUGUUUGAAAGUACUGGAUCUACUCCUUGUCCAUACUGGGAUACUGGUUGUUUAUGUGUCAUGCCUCAAUUCGGUGGUGCUAUUGGUCAAUGUGUAGCUGAUAACUGUCAAGGUGAUGCUAUUGGUAGUGUUGAGUAUUUGGCCACAUCCAUUUGUUCAAGUGCUGGUGUUUGGGAUCCUUACUGGUUUAUUCCAGAAUCUGUUUCUGAAGCCUUAGCUUCCGCUGCAGCUGUUGUUGUUGAAGCUGAAACAACUGUUGCUUCCACUGAAGAAACUGCAGCCACCAAUGAAGCUCAAGAAGGUUCAUCAGUUGACACAGGUGCUGAACAACCAGUUGAAACUGGAGAAGCGGAAGAGGAACAAGUUACUGAAGAACAAGCUGAAGAGGAACAGUCUGGUGAAGAACAAGCCCCCGAAGAACAACCAGUUGAAACUGGUGCCCCCGAAGAGGAACAAGCCAUUGAAGAGCAAGUUGGUGAAGAAUCGACUACGGAAGGCGAAGCUGAAAUCACUGAAGCUCCAAACGAGGAAGAAGGUGUUGCUAAUGAAGAAGGAGAAGCAGAGGCCGGAGAAGAAUUGUCCACUUCAAUCGACGCUGGAUCCAACGCCAUUGGCGCUGAAGAAGCUUCCUCAAUCGCAUCCGAAUUAGCAAACGGCGGUGUUGCCAAGGGUGUGGCUAUGGGUGGUAUUAUUGCAGCUUUAGCCGCUUUAAUUUAG